Aphidius gifuensis is the source of this 1230-nucleotide messenger RNA. RefSeq lists its product as uncharacterized. NCBI's taxonomy places the organism in Eukaryota, Metazoa, Arthropoda, Insecta, Hymenoptera, Braconidae. The coding region runs from base 39 to 893 and encodes 284 amino acids. The transcript is spliced from 2 exons. The record is from RefSeq and is a predicted model, not a curated record.
AACAAAAGUCUCUUCCGUAAGUCGAGAGCCAUUCAACGAUGGAGUCAAGUAUCAUUGUCAUCAUCGUGUUAAUUUAUCUUACAACAUUAACAUUUGCAUCAAAUGAUAUUGAUCAAUCAUUAGACAAUAAAAAUAUAGCAAAUAAUGAAGAACAAAAAGUAUUACUUGAUUGCCAACAUCUUGAUUAUCGAACGUAUAUUAAAUGCCUCAAACGACAAAAGCGUCAUCAUGCUCAUGGACACUGGGAUCAUCACAAUUCAACUGGUGGACCAAAAACAUGCUAUGAAGAUUGUGGAGUAGAUCUUUGUACAUCAACACAAUGUGUUCAUGAUUGUCACACACGAUGUAUGAAAAAAACAAAAGAAACAAGAAUUGUACAAUAUGAAACUGAUUGUAGUGAUGAUAAUAAUGGUAAUUGUCAUUCUAAAAAAGAUGAUAAUUAUUAUCAAGCACCACCAAAUAUAACAACAAAUAUUGAUGUUAAUAAUAUUAUUCAUAAUCAUAUGCCAAAUGAUAGAGAUAGUGAAAAUAAUAAUAAAGAAGGAAGUAAAAAUUAUACAGAUUCAAGACCACCAGUAAAUUCACCAGGAUAUCCAGGAACACCUGGUUUUCCAGGUGGUCCAGGAUUAACACCAGGUCCACCAGGUUUAUCAGGUUUACCAGGUGGAUAUGGUCUCAAUAUUAUACCACAAAUACAAUUGGUACCACAAUUAACAUUUGGUCUUGGACUUGGUCCAAUUGGUGGAUGUUUAACCAACUUGAAUUGGCCUUGUGUUCAACAACCAACUGCUGUUGAUUGUUCUCAAUGUAACAAUCCAUUUUAUCGACCAAGAUGUGAGAUAUCAUGCUGGAAUCAAGGAAAUUAUUCACAAGAUUCUGGAAGACGUUAUUAAAAAAAUAUUUAUCGAUAUUUUUAAAAGGAAAAUAUAUAUUUAUCGUAAUGAUUUUAUUGACUUUUUUAUUUUAGCAAUUCAUUGAUACAUAACGGUAUAUUAAUAGCCAAUAUAUUUAUAAACAUGUUGAGUAAAAAAAUAAAUAAAAAUAAUCACCCACAGUGAUGAUGCACAUGUCAGGUGUUUUUUUUUAAAGCAGGUGUUUGAUAUAUACGUUUGACUAUUUCGUUUGUAUACAAAUAGAUUAUGAUAAAUUUUAUUAACAAUGAUAAUGCUGUCUUUUGUCAAUAAAAAUGACUUUGAUAUUGUCUUUGACUUUAUCAAGCAGUUCAAUGAA